AUGGAGUUUCACCUCCCACAAACCGAUCUCUGGACUACUUCCAUGGAAGAACAAACUAAAUCCAUCGACAAACCCGACCCCAUGUACUUCCCUUCUCCGGCCAGGCCCUCCGCCGCCUCCAUCCCCACGCCCUGGCCCAUGUCGCCGGCAAGGACGCCGCCGCCGCUGCCACAACAACAACAACAGCCCGUUGUUUACCACUGCAUAGCCUCCCUCCACCGGCCGGACGGGAACAUAGUGUCGAUAGCGGUGACGAAGGAGUUCAUAUUCGUGGGGUCGGAGAGCGGCCGGAUUCAGUCGUGGAAGCUGCCGGAGUGCCCCGGAAUGGGGUUCAUUAAGGCCAGCUCCGGCCAGGUGGGGGCCAUGUUCGCCUGCGGGAGGAUGCUGUUUACUUCCCAUGGGGACUGCAGAGUCCGGAUUUGGGAUGUGAAAAUUGGCGGGAAGAAAUUGAAGCCCAAAAAGAUUUCGACUUUGCCGCCGAAACGGUCGUUUUUGGCGAUGAGAAACAUACGCGCCGCCCAGCAGCAGCAUACAGAUCUCAUCUCUUGCUUGGCUUAUAACAAUGUAGAUAAGCUUCUGUAUACAGGUUCGUGGGAUAGCACAGUAAAAGCCUGGAACAUCUCAGAAAAACGAUGCGUAGAUUCAUUCAUGGCUCACGAAGGCAAUGUAAAUGCAAUCGUCAUAAACCAAGAAGACGGCUGCGUUUUCACCUGUUCUUCUGAUGGCUCUGUCAAGAUCUGGAGAAGGGUCUUCGGAGAAAGCUCCCAUAUCUUAACCAUGAUCCUCAAGUUUCAGCUCUCCCCCGUCAACGCACUGGCUCUCGCCGUCAACCCCUCGCCGUCGUCUAAACCCUGCAACUUUCUCUACUCCGGCUCCUCCGACGGCCUCAUCAAUUUCUGGGAGAAAGAGACCUCCUCCAGCAGGUACAACCAUGGAGAGUCCUUGCAGGGCCAUCACUUCGCAGUUCUUUGUUUAGUAACCUUGAAGGAUUUGAUUCUCAGUGGCUCUGAAGACACGACCAUUAGGGUUUGGAGGAGAGAUCACGGAGAAAAUGGGUUACUUCAUUCGUGUCUUUCGGUGAUCGAAGGCCACCAUGGCCCGGUGAGGUGCUUGGCGGCGGCAAUGGAGACCGAUAAUAUGGGAAAUAUGUUGGUUUGCAGUGCGAGCUUGGAUCAGAGUUUUAAGGUGUGGAGAGUGAAGGUCUUUCCGGCAAAGAAGUCGUCACCGCCGCCACCAGUGAUGAACAGCUCCGGCUGCUGCAGCUCAGAGAUGAUAGAACAGUUGAAGGAGAUUGUUGGGUGUGAGAUGAAUGCUGUUCUAUCACCUUCUUGGGUGGAGAAGAGGAAGCUCCAAGGUGGUGAUUAUUAUAUGUCUAGUAGUAAUCCUUUUUAG
Messenger RNA from Momordica charantia (bitter melon), 1392 nucleotides. Its product is annotated as protein JINGUBANG-like. The record is from RefSeq and is a predicted model, not a curated record. Gene Ontology annotation, molecular function: protein binding. NCBI's taxonomy places the organism in Eukaryota, Viridiplantae, Streptophyta, Magnoliopsida, Cucurbitales, Cucurbitaceae.